UGAUGGGAGUGCUGGGGAUCAUUUCUCGGUGGUGCUCAGCAGGAGAUGCAACUUUGCUAUGUGUGCAGGGGAAAUGCUUGCUACUAUUUCCUUGAAACAGGUCUGCAACUCUCCAGAGACCCUGAGAAGAUAGACUGGGAGUGCUUGUACCCACUGUGCUGCUGCCAGGGCCAUCACCUCCAUCCUACCAGCCGGGGGCCAUUCUUCUCCACGCCGAUACCACAAAUCCUGGUCUUCGAUGCAUGGCAUUUGUGUCAGCAGGAUUGAACCAGGCCAGUCUCCUGGAUGUGGAACUCCAGAGAAAGCACUGGCUGUGACUUCAGUAGUGAGCCAGCAACAUCCUGAAGGCCUUGGGUUUUGUCAGACACUUUCACUAUUUGACUGAAUCCUUCUGCAGACAUCUGUCCUGAGAGACCUUCUUUGAGCUGGAGCAAGCGUGGCUGCUGGACUGCUCUGGAAGCCUGAGAUGGCUCUGACUUCUCCAAAAUCUGCAGCAGGAGAUUUGACACAAAGAGAAGACCCCAUGCUCCAUGAUGGAAACUGUUCCCAUUUCCUCUCUGCAAAUAUCAUCACAGUGGUGGAAAGAUGUAUGAGUUCCAUGCAGGCUGGUACCCAGAUGAUCAAGCUCCGUGGUGGCUCCAAAGGGCUGGUUCGCUUCUACUACUUGGAUGAGCACAAGUCCUGCAUUCGCUGGAGACCCUCUCGGAAGAACGAGAAAGCCAAAAUUUCUAUCGACUCUAUCCAGGAGGUCUGUGAGGGGAAGCAAUCGGAGAUCUUCCAGCGCUAUGCUGAUGGCAGCUUCGAUCCCAACUGCUGCUUCAGCAUCUACUAUGGAGACCAUAUGGAAUCCCUUGACCUGGUGUCUUCCAGUGGAGAGGAAGCACGCACCUGGAUCACAGGGCUGAAGUAUCUGAUGGCAGGGAUCAGUGAUGAAGACAGCCUCUCAAAACGCCAGAGGACCAGAGACCAGUGGUUGAAGCAGACAUUUGAUGAGGCAGACAAAAAUGGAGAUGGCAGUCUGAGUAUUAGUGAAGUGCUCCAGCUAAUGCACAAACUGAACGUCAACCUGCCCCGGCAGAAAGUCAAGCAGAUGUUUAAGGAGGCUGACACAGAUGACAACCAGGGCACCUUGGGCUUCGACGAGUUCUGCGCCUUCUACAAGAUGAUGUCCACGCGCAGAGACCUCUACCUGCUGAUGCUCACCUACAGCAACCACAAAGACCACCUGGACACAGAUGACCUGAGGCGCUUCCUGGAGAUCGAGCAGAAGAUGACAAAUGUAACCAAAGAGCACUGCCUGGAGAUCAUCAGCAAGUUUGAGCCAUGCCUGGAGAACAAGAAGGAAGGAGCUCUGGGGAUUGAUGGUUUCACCAACUACAUGCGGAGUCCAUCAGGAGACAUUUUCAACCCAGAGCACUACCAAGUGAAUCAGGACAUGAGCUACCCUUUGAGUCACUAUUUCAUUACCUCUUCACAUAAUACCUACCUCAUGGGAGAUCAGCUGAUGUCCCAGUCUCGAGUGGACAUGUAUGCAUGGGUGCUACAGUCUGGCUGCCGCUGUGUGGAAGUUGACUGCUGGGAUGGGCCGGAUGGGGAACCAAUUGUCCACCAUGGAUACACUCUGACUUCCAAAAUUCUCUUCAAGGAUGUGAUUGAAACUAUCAACAAAUAUGCCUUUAUCAAGAAUGAGUACCCUGUUAUCUUGUCAAUUGAGAACCACUGCAGUGUGGUUCAGCAGAAGAAGAUGGCUCAGUAUCUUACAGAAAUCCUGGGAGAUAAACUGGAUCUGACUUCUGUGCACUAUGAUGAUUCUACCAAGCUCCCUUCCCCAGCAAGUCUUAAAGGAAAGAUACUGGUUAAGGGGAAGAAACUUCCAGCCACCAUCAGUGAUGAUGCUGAGGAAGGGGAAGUUUCUGAUGAGGACAGUGCUGAUGAGAUUGAUGAUGACUGUAAAAUAAUGAAUGGAGAUGCCUCUAGUAACAGGAAGAGAGUGGAGAAUAUAGCAAAGAAGAAACUUGACUCACUGAUAAAAGAAUCCAAAAUCCGUGACUGUGAAGACCCAAACAAUUUUACAGUUGCCACUCUGCCAUCCUCAGGAAAGGCUGCUGGUCUCAAAGCAGACAGUAAGAAGAGUAAGGCUGAGGAUGAUGUGGAGUCUGGGGAGGAAUUCAGCAGCAAAAGGCCCAGCCGGUCACUCAUGGGCAGCUUUUCCAAGCGCAAGAAAAAAGGAAGCAAAUUGAAAAAGGCAACAAGUCUGGAAGAGGGUGAAGAUGAUUCAGAUUCUCAAGGAAAUGUAGCCAGGAGCUCUGUACAUUACAGCAGGAUAAACCGACAGAAGAAGACAAUGAAGCUGUCCAGAGCACUCUCUGACCUGGUGAAAUAUACCAAGUCUGUUGGCAUCCAGGAUGUUGAAACUGAAAUCUCUUCCAGCUGGCAAGUUUCAUCUUUCAGUGAAACAAAAGCCCACCAGAUCCUGCAGCAGAAGCCAGCUCAGUAUCUGCGUUUCAACCAGCAUCAGCUGUCCCGCAUCUACCCAUCCUCUUACCGUGUCGACUCCAGCAACUACAACCCCCAGCCCUUCUGGAAUGCUGGCUGCCAGCUUGUUGCACUAAACUACCAGUCUGAAGGGAGAAUGCUGCAGCUGAACCGGGCCAAAUUUAGUGCCAAUGGGAAUUGUGGCUAUGUCCUCAAACCAAACUGCAUGUGUCAAGGUGUCUUUAACCCAAAUUCUGAAGAUCCUCUGCCUGGCCAGUUGAAGAAACAGUUGGUUCUAAGAAUUAUCAGUGGUCAGCAACUCCCCAAACCUCGUGAUUCCAUGUUGGGAGACAGAGGAGAGAUCAUAGAUCCAUUUGUUGAAGUAGAAGUUAUAGGCUUGCCUGUUGACUGCUUCAAAGAACAAACCAGAGUGGUUGAUGAUAAUGGCUUUAACCCCAUGUGGGAGGAGACGUUGGUGUUCACGGUGCACAUGCCUGAGAUUGCCCUGGUUCGGUUCCUGGUGUGGGAUCAUGACCCCAUCGGCCGUGACUUCAUUGGCCAGAGGACCAUUGCCUUCAGCAGCAUGAUGCCAGGUUACCGCCACGUGUACCUGGAAGGUAUAGAAGAGGCAUCCAUCUUUGUUCAUGUGGCUAUCAAUGACAUCUGUGGUAAGGCCAAACAAGCUCUAGGUCUAAAAGGCCUGUUUCUCAGAAAUCCAAAGCAGGCCUCUCUGGACAGUCAUGCUGCUGGGCAGCUCCAUCGCAAACAUUCCUUUAGCAGCCACCUCCUGAGGAGGACAGCCAGCGCGCCCACCAAGAGCCAGAAGAGGACCAAGAAAGGCUUCCCUGAAAUUGCUUUUGACUCAAAAGAAAACAGCUCCGAAGGGGCCGGUGAAGACUGUGAAGUGGAAGCUGCCUCACAGCCUCGCUUUGAGCAAGAGCCAGAACGUGCCCCCCUGUCACCAGCUCCCCGAGAUGGUGCCAGCGGGGAGGGGCACGGCAAGGGGUUGAAAGGUAAGGCCCAUAGCUCUCCUAAGGCCAGAAGCUGUGCUGCAGGGGCUGCUGCUUUCAGCGAGCCCUUGCGCAGGUCUAACAGGGUGCGGCUGCAGGAGCAGCAGAGCGAGAAGCAGAGUGUCUUUGCACGCUGUGCCAUCAACAGCUCUGGCAGGAUCGGAGUGGCCACCAACUGCAUGAAAUGCAUGAUCGGCUCCAAAGAGAGCCCAGAUCUAGAAGGCCAGUGGAGUGACCAUCCUGCCAGGCCUAUUGCUAAGGAUCUCCUUCACCAUGAUCAGUAUAGCAGUAUAACUGGAGAAGAGAGGGUAGAGCUAAGCACUUGGGCUGUGAAAGGGCAGCCCAGGAGGCGCUCAGACCUGCAGCCCUGCAGCAGCCCCGGGACUGCCGAUGAUCUCGCCAGGAGCACUCAGCCUUUUGCCAGCCCAGGGAAGAAAAACCUUGAACCUAAAUGUCAUGGAAUAAAGGCUCAUUCCCGGCAGCGGUGGCAGUGCCAAUCAGGUGGCAAGUAUGGAAGCACUGUCAACUUGGUUGCAGCCAGCAAUGGCUCUAUAUCCUCCAGCUCCAGCAGCCUAGAAAGCCUUGGAAGCCCAGAGUUCCCCAAGCGCUGCUCUGAACCUUCUCGGAGGCAAGCGGGCACCCUGCAGAGGGAAAUGAACGCCUUGUUCCUUCAGAAAUUGGAGGAAAUUCGAAGUAAAUCCCCUAUUUUCUUUACUGAUGUCUGCCAUUUUUCAGUACAGAGGUCAGUCACUUCUUUAUGCAGCCUAGAAACUAUCACUGAAGAGCCUGUCAUUUGCAAUGACCACCAUCACACCAGCCUAUUCUUCCCUCUACCCGUUGCUCCUUACAGUGAUUCUGAAGAAGGGUCUGUGUCUGGACAUUCCACCCAAUCUCCAUCAGAAGCAAGCAGCACAUCCAACCAGCCUCAAGAAUCUCUCCUCACCAGAGAUCAAAGAACUACCUUGGCUGCAGAAGACCAAGGGCAGGUAGUCACAAAAGCAGCUGAGACAAGUUCAGUAGGCCAAGAAGAUGAGAGGAAGAGCCUGGUGGGAUGUCUCAAAGAAGAAACUGGUGGGACACAGACAUGCAGUAGAGAUGAGCUUGGAGUGGCAGCGCACCCUCAGAAAGCCUGGCUGGGGGUGGCAGCAGGCAGGGCUGCUGGCCAGCCUCUGGAAGACUGCCCGGAGCAAACCGACCAAGCAGGACAGGUAUUAGCAGACACAAAAAGCACCACUGAAUGCAAAGGACAAACCCUUGGCCCAGCAGCUGUUCUGCUGCAGCAAAACAAGGUGGUUACCAGCACACAGACAACAGUGCCUCCAGACACCUCCCAGAAAGCCCAGGCUGCACAGGCUCUACCUGUUUCUGCCCCUCAGACGAGCUCCUAUGUGCCAGUAAGGUCACAGAAGGAAGGAGUGAAGAAGUUGGACUCCUCAGCCUUAAUGCCCACCCCGAGCAGCCUGUCUCCAGCAGCAGAAGUGUACUUUGAUGCCACUGUCAACGACCGGCUCUGGAGCAAGCUGGAGUGCAGCAGCCACCGUGACAGCAUGUCCUCCUCCUCCAGCAUGUCCUCCAACGACACUGUCAUCGACCUCUCUCUGCCCAACCUGGCUCGCAAAAGCCUCCCGGACCUUGGCAUCCGGCACGACAACUUCGAGCCCCUUGCCAUAAGGAAGGGAAUGCGCCCAAGGUCUGCCACAGCAUCCAGCAAUGAGAUGCCAAUGGUGAGCAAGAGCAAAUCCAACCCCAACCUGAGGUCUGGGCAGCUGCCAGCAGACGAGCUGUGUCCUCGUCCUCUUGCCAGGAGCCCUCAGGAUGCGUUCUCAUCCAUUCCUAGGAGGCACACCUGGAGCAGGCUGUACAUGGAAAGUCUCAGGCAGUCCUCUAACAAAUCCAAAGCUCACGAUAUGGUUGGGAAUAACCAGGCCAAAUCCAAGAGCCUUGGGGACCUUACCUCUGAUGACAUUGUGUGCACUUUCGAAAGCAAAUACCGUAGCAUCAGCAGGAGCUUCGUCACCCGCUCCAUGCGGGAGCAGCGCCGCUCGGCGGGCCUGAGGUCCUCACUCAGAUCCCAGGACGAGCUGACAGAGCAGCUGAAGAAGCUGACGGCCUUCCAGCAGGAAAAUGACAUCACUUCCCCUAUCAGCCUCGACCCAGUGGAAUCUGAAGAAGAAGGGGAGAGCUUGGGGCUCCUGCGCAGGUCUUCAUCUCGCAGCCAGAGCCGGGUGCGGUACAUCGCCAACAGGGCCAAGCAGGCGCAGGAGAGGCAGCGGCUGCAGAGCCUGGGCCAGCUCAGCGGCAGCCCCAUCGAGGAGAGGGGCAACCCGGAGGGGGCCUGCAGCGUGGCCAAAGCACUUUGUAUGGAUGUAGCUUCUCCUGCCACCUUUCCAUCCCAGCCUAAGAACCAAAGUGAUUACAAUGCUGAGACAGAAGUCUUCUUUAUGCUGAAACUGUAGUUCUGGGCAGCACUGGAAAAGGCAAUGUUUACAUUCCCGAGCAACCCGAGAGGCACCAAAGUAUCCUCUCCUGGCUCAGUGCUUCCUGGCCUCCCCUCAGUCACAAGGGUACUUGAAUAUCAUGACUCCAGGAGAGCAGAUGAUGGAAUUGUCAGCAGGCUGCAGGAACAGAGCAAGCAGUGACACUGGAGGCUUGGGUUUUCCCAGGCCUGAUCAUCCAACCUUUUCUUCUUUUUAAUUACACUUCUCCCAGCCUCAAAUUUGGCCUCUUCUGUGUCUGACCCUUCUUGCAUUUGCAGUUUGCUCUGUGCAGAUCUCCUGUCUUUACUCAUUUCAGUAACAGCUUCUCACAAGAGGGGAACAUCUACAUGAUGUUAACGACAGCCGAGGUAGAGUUUGCUCUGGCAAACUGUGGAUCCAUGAAAGAGGCUGGGUUUGGAAUCCUGCUCCCUGUUCUAUUAUUUGGAAGAGUCUGGGGCCUCCGAGGGUGUCCUCUAUGGGACUUGACCAACCAAGUCUGCUUGGAGAGGCAUCCCUGGCUGUGACAGGGAGGUUGGAGUAGAUGAUGUCUGAGGUCCCUUCCCUCAGCCAUUCUAUUGGGAUGAACUAUUCCAACUUGCAGUGUGGCUGUUUCAUGAACUGGUGAUGCAGUAGAUCAAGUCCAUCCUCCAUCAUGGGUCUGUUUAUUCCAGUGGAAACCCAGAGGGCCUCGCUCUCUGCAGAAGAGCUCUGAGUGCUCCAAAGCUCUUUUACCCCAAGCUUGUUUGUAGAGAUGACCAAACCUCUGUGCAGUGUGUAUGCAGAGAGCUCUGCACACAGCUGCACCCACUGGGACCGCUCCUUGUCUCAGAAGGGGGAAGGAGACAGGAGGGAGAAGGGAAUGACUGAAAGCAGCCAGGAAAUCUCUACUGACUUCCAUGCAGAAAUGGCUCUGAGCAUGCUAAGCCUUUCCCUGACAACUGCACUGUCCCUCCUCCCUGGUGUUUUACCAAUGCUGCUGUACAUAGCACUUUUUGGGAUGGAUUUUACUACUUCUGUAUUGCACUGCCAUGAGAAAUUUUCAAUGCUAUGUUUAAAAAAAACCAAACAAAACAAAAGGAAAGAAAAAAAAAAAAGAUAUAUUUAAUUGUGGUUUGUUUUUUUUUUAGAUGAAGAUCUAUAGAAUGAAAUAUCAACCAAACCAGAAUCAGCAUUUUUCCACACCCCCCCUUCUUUUUGUUUGUUUUUUGAUUUGUUGAUUUGGGUUGGUGGUUUUUUUUUUACUCUUUAGGGAUGUUGUUUGUGUCCCCAACCCCUGUCAUGAUGUCAUUGAUCCUAGAUGUACAUUUUUACCAGUGAUGGAAAAGAAUGUUUACUGAGAUGCUUUUAAAAGAGAAACAGAGGUUUUAUUUUAUUUCAGGCUGUGUAGAGUCCCUGUUAUGGAGAGGAUAUUUUGCUUUUUUUGUUUGUACUGAUUCUUUCUUUUGUGUAUAUUGAGCAAUCUAAAGGUUUGUUUGUAAACCCACCUCCCACUACUGAAAUAAACAUAUUUAACCUUC
Molecule: messenger RNA, 7479 nt
Organism: Pogoniulus pusillus (Red-fronted tinkerbird)
Lineage: Eukaryota; Metazoa; Chordata; Aves; Piciformes; Lybiidae
Gene: PLCH2
Product: phospholipase C eta 2
Exons: 23
Coding region: 467-5941 (1824 amino acids)
Biological process (GO): lipid metabolic process; release of sequestered calcium ion into cytosol; phosphatidylinositol-mediated signaling
Molecular function (GO): phosphatidylinositol-4,5-bisphosphate phospholipase C activity; calcium ion binding
Source: RefSeq, a predicted model, not a curated record